UGUUGGCGGUUCGUUUUCUCCCCGCGAACCUCUGACGCCCCGUCGCCAUCGACGGCACCCCCGUUCCCUUCUUCCUCCCCGUCUUCUUCGUCGUAGUCUUCUUCUUCUUCUUCGGUCCCGCGGCUCGAGUAAACCGACGUCGUGUGUCCUCCGGUACGUGUUUUCCGCCCUUCCGUCGCGCUCGUUUGAUCUCUACUCGAUGAUCUCUACUCGCAGGUGAACCUGAAGACCUCGAUACUUGAUCUCGCGAUCCGCUGCCUUUCAGUUACACCCCCGGUUCAUACGGUGGAAGGCUUAACUUGUUGUGAGGCAUGCUCGCCUGGUGUGAUUAGAUACGUGCACAUCCCGUUCCUCCAGGGGAUCAAAUCGUCCGUCGGCAUUCAUCUGGUAUACUUCUAAUCACGAGACGAGGUCCAGUCUGGAUCCCCGCGCAGACGGGGUGCUGUGGUGAUGUACGACAGCACAAGCUGUUCGUACGCAGGGGCGCUAGAUCUGAAGGGGGCUGGAUCUGGCACGGCAGUCGCCACCGCCGGGUCAGGGGUCAAGCAGGAAAACUGGCCUUAUCGGGGUCUCGCCUGUGGAAGCACCUUUCAGCAGCUCAAACAGAGCGUCGAAAAGGCCAAGCAAGCCUUGGCUGAUCGGGGCGGAUACCUGGCCGGCGCUUUCUCACCCCCACCGAGGGCCAAUUCUGCUGCCAUAUCACCGACCACUUCCAUCACCGAUGCCAGCAGUUCGUACAAAGGCGGCUGGAGUCACGCCGCUUCACCAGCCCCUGGCCAGGGAUACGGCAGUAGUCUUUCAAAGUCUACGCUCGACACGCAUUCGCACCUCAGACAACCCGGAGUAUUUCUCACGGUCGACAUAUUUUGGUAUGUUCCAGAUCCGUACCAAAUGUUCGGAGCGACCAGCAGUCGUCUGGCCAGUUCAGGCUCGGGGCAAAUUCAGCUGUGGCAAUUUUUACUGGAGCUAUUAUCCGACUCGAGUAACGCUGCCUGCAUCACGUGGGAGGGUACCAACGGUGAAUUCAAACUGACAGAUCCGGACGAGGUUGCCAGGCGGUGGGGCGAACGGAAGUCGAAGCCGAACAUGAACUACGACAAGCUUUCGAGAGCUCUCAGGUACUACUACGACAAGAACAUAAUGACGAAAGUUCACGGCAAGAGGUACGCCUACAAAUUCGACUUCCAAGGUUUGGCGGCGGCGACACAACCGGCGGCCGCAGAUCCCGCGGCGUACAAGUACCAGAGCGAGCUCUUCAUGUCUGGCUAUGGCCACGCGAAAUUGAACCUGAUGCCGCCGCCGGCAGCCUCGGUCUCCGUCUCGGUCCCCGGGGGCCUCUUCCAGUCGGCCUCGAGCUACUGGUCGAGCCCCGGGGCGAACCUCUACGCCGGCCACCACACGGCGAGCGGCCACGUACCUCCGCACCUUGGUACUUACCCCCAUUACACAUGACCCACCGCCGAGCACUGGGGCGCUCUUGGAGCCCCGCGCUGAUUGUGAGUCGAGCCCUUGAUGGCGCCGCGCCACGUGCCGCAGUGUCCUACCCUGUGCUGUGCCAUACCGUGCCAUUGCCGUGAUAACUCAUAACCGCCAGUCGAACCUGCACCCUUUCCACCCUUUCCACCCUUGGACCCAUCCCCUCCCCAUCCUCGUUUGUUCGUGCAGAAAAUUCCCCCACCCCUCCGACAACCACCGAAAAAGAUCCUCGAGCCGGAUCUUGUGCUGUGUAAUUGUUAUACGUAUAGUAUUACAUAUAGUAUUAUAUAUAGCUAUAUGUAUAACGUGCAGACCAAAUCUCUGCGAUCGUAUGUGCACGCUGUAUGAUAACACAGAGACUUCGGCUUCUACACGCGAUUCACUCGCGAUUGUAAGGACGAUUUAAAGACUCGUUAUAUUUUACUGCGCUGUACUACUCUGUACGCGUGUAAUGCGUUACCAGUGAGAAAUUACCGACGCAACGUCUUGUAAAUACACAACAAAAUCUCUGCAGCGCCGGGAUCCGACGGACGUCGUCGACCGUCGCCCCGCGGGCAUCGCUAGUCUUAAGUUAUUAUAAAUAUAUUGUGUGUAUUAUAAAGUCUCUUUAUUUAUUUCCGUUGAUCGUUUGUAUACCUGCAAGGGUGAACCGUCGUUCGGUGUUCUCAAAUCCGAGGGCUGGUCGGCUAAUCGCGUAAACGCCUGUACCGUGCACUCUAAUUCCGCGGUUCAAAAUUUUCAAAGCCAAAAUGUAUAAUUGAAAAAUUACACAGAAUCACCUUGUCGUUUUAACGAAAAUUCCUAACGAAUCAAUUCUCUGCUCCAUAUAAUGUUUCACCUUUUACACGAUACUUCUGUAUUAUUGAUGUUCAAAAAAUCGUGUACAUUUUUUUUUUAUGCAGUCCCGCGCGUAAUUUCAACAGGGUCAGAAGCAUGAAGCUUGGACCUGCAAGAACCAAUAGGUAUUAUAAAAACACUACGAAAAAUAUCGAGCGACGUGUUCACUUCUGAAUGAUAAGGGAGAAGAAAAAAGGAGAACAAAGAAUAGAAGGAAAAUGAUUAAAACAUACCUCUGUCAACAGAAAACAAAAAAAAAGAAACCAAAAAAAAAAAUCGUAAAUUCUAAGUCGUAUAUUGUACCAUAUUACUACCAUAAGUAUAAAGUGCGUAAGCAUUAACGUCAUAAUUA
Messenger RNA from Diprion similis, 2665 nucleotides. RefSeq names its product transcriptional regulator ERG homolog (gene Ets65A). The transcript is spliced from 6 exons. Lineage: Eukaryota; Metazoa; Arthropoda; Insecta; Hymenoptera; Diprionidae. Gene Ontology annotation, molecular function: DNA-binding transcription factor activity, RNA polymerase II-specific; sequence-specific DNA binding. The record is from RefSeq and is a predicted model, not a curated record. The coding region runs from base 451 to 1452 and encodes 333 amino acids. Gene Ontology annotation, biological process: regulation of transcription by RNA polymerase II; cell differentiation. Gene Ontology annotation, cellular component: nucleus.